CAGCCUAUGAUCUGAGCUUUAGUGAGGUCAGAGGAGACUCUCUGGUCAUUCUGUGGGAAGCUCCGGUUUAUGCUGGAGCGAGUGCUGUCACCGGAUACUUUGUGGACAUGGCUGAUAAAGGCUCAUCUGAGUUUGUCACUCUGAAUAAGGAAGCUGUGAGCCAUCGAUACCUGCAGGUGACUGGACUGGAGGAAGGUAAAAGUUAUGUCUUCAGAGUUUGUGCUGUCAAUGCAAACGGGGUUGGGAAAUCUUCUCAGCUGUCUGAGCCAGUCUGUGCCAAAGCUCUUCCAGGCACUAAGGAGAUAGUGGCCGGUGUGGACGAGGAGACUGGAGACGUUUUUCUGUCUUUGGAGGCCUGUGAGAUCUGUGAGACGUCUAAGUUUGUGUGGUCGAAGAACUACAAACCCAUUGGUGACUGCGCCAGGGCCACCGUCACAGCAAAGGGCAGAACCUCCAGACUUACUUUCACCAACCCUGAUAAGGAUGAUUUGGGCAGAUACUCUGUGGUCGUCACUGACACAGAUGGUGUUUCUUCCAGCUACACUCUGACUGAGGAUGCCUUGAAUACCAUGCUUGAGCUCAGCUACGCCAUCAAACAUCCCAUCGUUCCUCUCAAACACAAUCUCAACUAUGAGAUUUUGGAGAAAGGACAUGUGCGUUUCUGGGUCCAGGCUGUCAAGCUGUCUCCAUCCGUGUCCUACAGGUUCAUUGUGAACGACAAAGAAGUCACCAGUGGGGAGGUAUAA
Nematolebias whitei (Rio pearlfish) is the source of this 746-nucleotide messenger RNA. Its product is annotated as myomesin-2-like. The transcript is spliced from 6 exons. Bases 108 to 746 code for a protein of 212 amino acids. Gene Ontology annotation, molecular function: protein binding. Lineage: Eukaryota; Metazoa; Chordata; Actinopteri; Cyprinodontiformes; Rivulidae. The record is from RefSeq and is a predicted model, not a curated record.